Drosophila novamexicana is the source of this 1586-nucleotide messenger RNA. Its product is annotated as CCA tRNA nucleotidyltransferase 1, mitochondrial. The coding region runs from base 71 to 1546 and encodes 491 amino acids. Gene Ontology annotation, biological process: RNA processing. The record is from RefSeq and is a predicted model, not a curated record. NCBI's taxonomy places the organism in Eukaryota, Metazoa, Arthropoda, Insecta, Diptera, Drosophilidae. Gene Ontology annotation, molecular function: nucleotidyltransferase activity; RNA binding. The transcript is spliced from 2 exons.
UUUUGUUGCUUGGUUUUGGUUUUUUGUUUUUCGGAAAACUAACUGAUUUUGACGGCUUUAAAGCUUUCAAAUGCAUGGUGUACGUUACCUUAUGAAAAGUUUGAUCGUGCCACGUGCUACUGCAUUAAGUGCUGCCAGUUGCAUUCAGCGUACCUGCCAUUUAAGAACAUCUGCGAACCUCAUGGCCUCACCGCCAAAAAUCGACAAAACGACAACCGAAAUUUCGGCGGACAUAAUAGCACAGCUUGGAAAGCCGCCCAGGAUGCGUGAGAAUCCCGCAUUCAAGAAGGUCGACAGUAAGGAGUUCCACAGCAUAUUUACGCCGGAACUGAAGGCUCUGGUGGCCCUUUUCAAUAAAUACAACUAUGAGCUGCGUAUUGCCGGCGGCGCUGUGCGGGACAUACUGAUGAACAUUAAGCCGAAGGACAUUGAUUUUGCCACAACCGCGACACCGGACCAGAUGAAGGAAAUGUUUGCCAAGGAGGAGGUGCGCAUGAUCAAUGCCAAAGGCGAGAAACAUGGCACAAUCACACCGCGCAUCCACAACAAGGAGAACUUCGAAGUGACCACAUUGCGCAUAGAUGUGCGCACAGACGGACGCCAUGCGGAUGUGGUGUUCACUACCGACUGGCAAUUGGAUGCAAAUCGCCGCGACCUGACCAUCAACUCCAUGUUCCUAGGCUUUGACGGGACAGUCUAUGAUUACUUCUAUGGCUACGAUGAUGUGCAGCAGCGUCGCGUGGUGUUUGUGGGUGAUGCAGAUGUGCGCAUCAAGGAGGAUUAUUUGCGCAUAUUGCGCUAUUUUCGCUUCUAUGGACGCAUAUCAGCGGAUGCCCAAUCUCACGACAAGCCCACCCUGGCAGCUAUAAAGGCGAAUGCAGCGGGCCUAGCACGGAUUAGUGGGGAGCGCAUUUGGGCAGAGCUGCAGAAGAUUGUCGCAGGCAACUUUGGUCUCGAGCUGAUGCUUGAAAUGCAUAAUUGUGGCCUGCUGGAGCAAUGUGGGCUGCCACCACAGCCAAAUAUCGCAGAAUUUAAGCGACUCUGCGGCGACCUGAAACGCUUUGAGCAGCCACAUUAUCCCAUUCUAUAUUUGACGGCUCUGCUGCACACAGUCGAGCAGGCUAUGAAGCUUCACGAGCGCCUAAAGCUGUCCGCUUACGAGCGUGAUUUGGCGCUGUUUAUUACGCAGCAGCGGCAGCGGGUAGACUCCGAUUAUAAUACCCUGCGCGACUAUCAGAAACUGUGCCUGCAGCCGUAUGCCAAACGCGAUUAUGUUGAGCAGCUGCUGAAAUAUGCCAACAAGUUAGAGCUAUACAAUCAACUCAAGGCCUGGCAGACGCCCAACCUUCCGAUCAACGGCAACACGCUCAAGGGUUACGGCUUGGUGGGUAAGCGGAUGGGCCUCGUCUUAUCCGAGUUGCGCCUGCUCUGGGCGGACAGUGAUUUUACGCUGACAUCAGAACAGCUACUGGAGAGCUUGCCCGCCAUAUUGGAGCAACUGCAGUCACCGCCUGGGUCGCCCAAUAAAAAGCAACGCACGCAGUAAAUACUAUUUCUUUCUAACUUUUUUUUUACGAUAAAACCAA